This is a messenger RNA of Zingiber officinale, 453 nucleotides long. RefSeq names its product homeobox-leucine zipper protein HDG2-like. The transcript has 2 exons. The coding region runs from base 10 to 435 and encodes 141 amino acids. The record is from RefSeq and is a predicted model, not a curated record. Lineage: Eukaryota; Viridiplantae; Streptophyta; Magnoliopsida; Zingiberales; Zingiberaceae.
CAUGGAAACAUGCUCCGUGAGACAGCCAGCAUCGACAAUGGCCAGGAUGAAAAAGGAAACUGUAUCUCCAUAUUCAGUGUUGGAAUGCCUGAGGAGGGGAGAAAGACGAUGAUGCUCCAAGAAAUCUGCUUUGGCCCAAUCUGCUCAUUCGUGAUUUAUACUCCUAUUGAUUCUGUCAUAAUCAAUGCUGUGAUCGGUGGUGCAGACCCCAACUUUGUUGCAUUGCUGCCUUCGGGGUUUGUCAUCCACCCUGAUGGGCCCUCUGGAUUCGGGGACGAUGAAGCUAAACCUGGAGGUUCUAUUCUGACGGUGGCGUUUCAGAUCUCAAUGCACUCUCGUCCAAAUUCUAAGAUCUCUGCCAUAUCCAUUGCAACAGUGAAUAAUCUUCUGUCUUGCACCUGUGCCAGAAUAAGAGCCAUUGCUUUGGCCCAGUAAUGCAGGCAGAAAUUGAAG